Salvelinus sp. IW2-2015 is the source of this 783-nucleotide messenger RNA. Its product is annotated as guanine nucleotide-binding protein G(I)/G(S)/G(O) subunit gamma-2. Lineage: Eukaryota; Metazoa; Chordata; Actinopteri; Salmoniformes; Salmonidae. Gene Ontology annotation, molecular function: G-protein beta-subunit binding. Gene Ontology annotation, biological process: G protein-coupled receptor signaling pathway. The record is from RefSeq and is a predicted model, not a curated record. Gene Ontology annotation, cellular component: heterotrimeric G-protein complex.
AGUGUGUGUGUAUGAGCGCGCCUGCCUGCCUUCCUGCUAGCCUGCCUGACUGUGUGUGUGUGUGUGAGAGGGAGAGUCAGUAAGCGUGUGGAUACUACUCCACCAGACUGCAUGUCUCUGGCGUCACUAGGGGAGCAGCACACACAUUACAGAGAGUAGGGCUGAACCAGAGUUCUGACAGAACUGCAGGCCAGGAGGACACCAGGACAGUGUGCGGCGGAGUGAGCAGACAAGACAGACAGACUACACAAGGCCUAGCUCAGAAGACCCACCAUGGCGUCCAACAACACAGCAAGCAUCGCCCAGGCCAGGAAACUGGUAGAGCAGCUGAAGAUGGAGGCCAACAUCGACAGGAUAAAGGUGUCCAAAGCAGCAGCAGACUUAAUGUCCUACUGCGAAGCCCAUGCCAAAGAGGACCCACUCCUGUCGCCGGUGCCCGCAUCCGAAAACCCUUUUAGGGAGAAGAAGUUCUUCUGUGCCAUCCUGUAAACAGGAUGUGGUUUAUUUGGUCUGCUCAUCUUGGGACAUGAACGAGGACGUUCAAUACGUAGACAUCUUCUAACAGGAGGGCUUGGUGAAGUACUAGUGCCCCUUUCUCUACAAUGGCACCUAAAGAGUGCAAUUAAAAACCACAGAGUAACACGUAACCAUUUACAGCGGUUAAGGGGUGUGCAGCAUGUUUGAUGGGUUCAUCUGUGUAGUCAGAUUACAACAGAAGAUAAGUGUGGUUAUCCACCCAAAAACAUGAUGGACAACCAAUCAACCAAGUCUUCAGGUUGUGUU